AAAAGCUUUCAACCGUUCUUUGUCCCAACUUACACUGCUGAAGUAAUCACCUUCUCCACUGUUUUUUUGUUUCUCUGCUGCAAAUUUUUAGCUUUCAACCCUAAAAAUGCAAGCCAGAACUCUCUUUCAUCCCCCUCUGCAAAACCCCAAUCUUAAACCAUUCUCUUGCUAUUUUUCAGCUUUCUCCAACAAACCACCACCACCGUCUCUUUUUUUACCUCGAUCUCACCUUUCUUAUUUCCCUUCUAAAAACCGUCUUAACUUUUUCAUUAGAAACUGCAUUGCUCCUAGCCAAGAACCAUCCCGUUUCAGCACUGAAAUUGCAAAACAGAUUGAUGGUUUUGAAAAUACUAUCUCUUCGAAUUCAAUGUACAACCAAGAAGAUGAAAAAGAAGUGAAAAGAUUGGAAAACCAGAGUUUAUGGAGGCAAACAAAGGAAAUAAUGAUGUUCAGUGGACCAGCGACUGGUCUUUGGAUUUGCCGGCCAUUGAUGAGUCUCAUUGAUACUGCGGUCAUUGGUCAGGGAAGCUUAAUUGAGCUUGCUGCUUUAGGUCCUGGAACUGUUCUUUGCGAAAAUAUGAGUUAUGUAUUUACGUUCCUUUCUGUUGCAACAUCAAAUAUGGUUGCCACUUCCCUUGCCCGAGAGGAUAAAGAUGAAGUGCAGCAUCAAAUAUCUGUCUUACUUUUUGCUGGUCUUGCCGGUGGCUUCUUCAUGCUUUUCUUUACAAAGUUUUUUGGUUCAUGGGCACUAACGGCUUUUACAGGGCCGACUAAUGCACAUAUUGUACCAGCAGCAAACACAUAUGUUCAGAUUCGUGGCUUGGCAUGGCCUGCAGUUCUUGUUGGAUGGGUUGCACAAGGUGCGAGUCUUGGCAUGAAAGAUUCUUGGGGACCUUUGAAGGCCUUGGCUGUUGCUAGUGCUUUAAAUGGAGUUGGGGACAUAGUACUGUGCAGCUUAUUAGGCUAUGGUAUAGCUGGUGCUGCUUGGGCGAUGAUGGUUUCGCAAGUUGUUGCUGCUUACAUGAUGAUCAAUUCUUUAAACAAGAAAGGAUAUAAUGCAUUUGCCAUCUCCAUUCCAUCAACCAAUGACCUUCUAACAAUUUAUUGGCUUGCAGGCCCAGUGUUUGUAAUGAUGAUGGCAAAGGUAGCUUUCUAUUCUCUCAUUAUCUAUUUUGCUACAAAUAUGGGAACAAACACUCUAGCUGCACAUCAGAUCAUGAUUCAAACCUACUGCAUGUGCGCGGUAUGCGGUGAGCCUCUCUCCCAAACUGCACAAUCAUUUAUGCCAGAAUUGCUAUACGGAAUCAACAAAAAUUUACCAAAGGCUCGAAUGCUGCUAAAGUCACUUGUCACAAUCGGAGCUAGCCUAGGAUUGCUAUUGGGUAUAGUUGGAACAUCAGUUCCUUGGUUGUUUCCCAAUAUCUUCACAUCUGACCAGAAUGUCAUACAGGAGAUGCACAAAGUACUAGCACCAUACUUUAUUGCACUGGCUGUGACACCAGCCACUCACAGCCUUGAGGGGACAUUGUUGGCAGGGCGAGAACUUAAAUUUGUUAGCUUAUCAAUGAGUGGAUGCUUCUCUUUGGGUGCUAUUGUAUUACUGCUGGUGAGUGGCAGAGGAUAUGGCUUGCCAGGUUGCUGGUAUGCACUCGUAGGAUUUCAAUGGGCUCGAUUUUUCCUCUCUCUUCAACGCCUUCUUUCACCACAUGGCAUACUUCACUCUGAAGAUCAUUUGAACAAAUAUAAACAGGAGAAGCUAAAACCUGUUUAGCAAAUCAUUUUUAUGAUAUUAGUUUUCUUAUAGUUGACUG
Durio zibethinus is the source of this 1811-nucleotide messenger RNA. RefSeq names its product protein DETOXIFICATION 46, chloroplastic-like. Lineage: Eukaryota; Viridiplantae; Streptophyta; Magnoliopsida; Malvales; Malvaceae. Gene Ontology annotation, biological process: transmembrane transport. The record is from RefSeq and is a predicted model, not a curated record. Gene Ontology annotation, cellular component: membrane. Gene Ontology annotation, molecular function: xenobiotic transmembrane transporter activity; antiporter activity.